This is a messenger RNA of Spodoptera frugiperda (fall armyworm), 1883 nucleotides long. RefSeq names its product esterase FE4-like. The transcript is spliced from 11 exons. NCBI's taxonomy places the organism in Eukaryota, Metazoa, Arthropoda, Insecta, Lepidoptera, Noctuidae. The record is from RefSeq and is a predicted model, not a curated record. Bases 84 to 1796 code for a protein of 570 amino acids.
GAGCGCGUCACUCGUCACUCGUCAGUAGUGUGACGGCUGUUGGUGGAGACAGUACUGACAUAAAUUGCUGACUGUUGACCAAAAUGUGUAGCCGUACACUGCUGUGUGUUGUGUGUGUGUGUUUGAUUGUGGUAGUGUGUGUAGUGGACGCAGGGAAUAAUGGCACAGCAGCAGCCAAUACCAGCAGCAGUAAUAAAGAUGGUCCCAUCACACACAGCGUAUCGGGCACGUUCCGCGGCGCCUGGAUGGAGACGCGCCGCGGGAGACGCUUCCAGGCAUACCGCGGGAUACGGUACGCGGACCCACCCGUCGGGGCGUUGAGGUUCCAGCCCCCGCACCUCAUCCUGCACUACGACCGAGUAGUGGACGCCAGUGAGGAGGGUCCGUCAUGCCCGCGGCCCGCCAGCCCCGGGUACUUCGUGGACGAGGACUGCCUCACCAUCAACGUGUACACUCCGGGUGGUGGCCGCAACAGCACCAAGUCUCUCCCCGUGAUCUUCUUCAUCCACCCCGGCGGGUUCUACUCGAUGUCGGGCCGCAGCGACCUGGCCGGCCCGCACUACUUGCUGGACAGAGACGUCGUGCUCGUCACCAUCAACUACAGGCUCGGCUCUCUCGGCUUCCUCGCCCUGGGCAACCAGCUGGCCCCCGGUAACAACGGCUUCAAGGACCAGGUGGCAGCGCUCCGCUGGGUGCAGAGGAACAUCGCCGCCUUCGGAGGAGACCCCGACCUGGUCACCAUCUCCGGCUGCAGUGCCGGCGCCGUCAGUGUCAUGGUGCACAUGAUAUCGCCCAUGUCCAAAGGUCUGUUUCACCGCGCCAUUGCUCUCAGCGGGUCCCCGACGUCGAAGGUGGCGAGUCCACCUGACCGUGUGGACCUGGCCAUCAAACAGGCCACAGUCUCCAAGUGUCCUGCAAACAAUCUCACUGCACUCUACGAAUGCCUCAAGACUAAACCGUGGCAAGAAAUAGCUGGAUCUGUUCUGGGAUUCUUUGAGUUCGGCUACGACCCCCUCAGCCUCUGGCGCCCGGUAGUGGAGCCCGACUUCGGGCAGGAGCGGUUCCUGACAGAAGACCCCAUGCUCUCCAUACGAGAGGGCAGGAUGCACUCAGUUCCAUUCAUCGUCAGCCAGACUACCGGAGAAUUCUUCUGGAAAGCUUUUACCGUCCUAAACAAUCAAACGCUACUCGACACGAUGAACAGCGAAUGGGACCGAAUAGCUCCGAUCUCCUUCAUACUUCCCCGCAACGAGACCAGUGGCAGACUGGCGGCGCUGAGGAAGGCGUACUUCGGAGACCAGCCACUGGGCAAUGACACGGCGACGGCGGACGCCUUGGGGAAACUGUAUGGAGAUGCCAUUACUGCGUUCCCUGUACAUAGGAUGGCGAACCUGAUGUGUCGCCACUCGUCCCACCCAGUAUACUACACCGAGUUCGCGUACGUCGGCAACCGCAGUCACUACGAGGACCCAGUCACUAAGAAACCAGUCCGCGCAGCACAUCACGACGAUCUGAUUUAUUUGUUCACGCUGAGCUACCGCUUCCCGACGAUAGAUGUCGCUGACACAGAAGAUUCCAAGAUGGUGGACAAAAUGACGGCCAUCUGGUAUAACUUCGCUAGAUAUGGUGACCCUAAUCCUCGCGAAGACACUGGAGAACUGGCCUCACUGUCCUGGCCAGCCAUGACGCCCGACAACAGGACCUACUUGCGAGUCACCGGCGACUUCACCGUCAAACAGAACCUUUAUGAAGAGAGAUUCCAUGUUUGGGACCAACUGUACCACAUACAGUAUUGAUGUAUUGAUACUCUACUAAAAUUAUAAUAAAAUUAAAGUAUAAUUAAUAAAGAACAAUAAAAUUAAAAUACCUAUUAAGUACUAAAA